GGGAGGGAGGGAGCGAGAGAGAGCGAGAGCUCACAGCGACCAUCUCCUCCUCCACUUGCGCUUCCUCUCUUCCAGCACACACUCCUUCCCUCUGAUGCCGACUGGAUGCAGACCAGGGGAUUUCCAGCAGCUUCCUGAGUGCGUGUCCUCCCUCUCCUCCCUCCUCCUCCUACCUUGUGCUCCAACAUCCGGAGCUUCUCCUCUUCGGUCUCCUCUUUUCCUCCCGCUCUCCAUCACCAGGAUGUGGCACUCGGUGGCUCUGCUCCUCUCCGGAUUCUCAGCUUUAAUCCACGUGUCGCUGCAGGGUCCUCACCAGAGGAACCUGCUGAAGAAUCUCCUCAAGGACUACAACCGGAUGGAGCGACCGGUGGCAAACGACUCCCACCCUCUCACCGUUCACUUCUCCCUCAGUCUGAUACAGGUCAUGGACGUGGAUGAGAAGAACCAGGUGUUGACCACAAACAUAUGGCUGCGGAUGAGUUGGUUCGACCACUAUCUCAAGUGGAACCAGAGCGAACAUCCCGGGGUUAAAAACCUCCGCUUCACCACAGAUCAGGUGUGGACGCCGGACAUCCUGCUCUACAACAGUGCAGAUGACGACUUUGACUCCACCUUUAAGACCAACGUUCUGGUGAACUCCAGUGGCUACGCCGAAUAUCUGCCUCCAGGAAUCUUCAUGAGCACAUGCAACGUGGACGUCCGCUGGUUUCCUUUCGACAUCCAGAAAUGUGAGCUGAAGUUCGGCUCUUGGACGUAUGACGGUUGGCUGCUGGACCUUCAAAUGAAUGACGCGGAUAUUUCGGGCUUCAUGCCCAACGGAGAAUGGGACCUAGUGGGUGAGUAUAGGGCGAAGCCUCCGGAUUGUAUAACUCAUCAAAAACCAUCCAGUCACAGAGCACACGAGCAGAUCUCUGUCCGCCGCUUUCCAGGAGUUCCCGGCACCAGAAACGAGGCCUUCUACGACUGUUGUAAGGAGCCGUACCCCGAUGUGACAUUUGUUGUGACAAUACGCCGGCGAACGCUCUACUAUGCCCUGAAUCUGCUCAUCCCCUGUGUGCUGCUUUCUUCUAUGACUCUGCUCAUCUUUGUGCUGCCAGCCGACUCUGGGGAGAAGAUCUCGCUGGGUAUCACUGUCUUGCUGUCUCUUACUGUUUUCAUGUUGCUGGUCGCAGAGAUCAUGCCAGCCACAUCUGACUCUGUUCCACUUAUAGGUCAAUACUUUGCCAGUAUCAUGAUAAUCGUUGGGAUGUCGGUCAUCGCCACGGUGGUGGUUCUGCAGUAUCACCACCACGAUCCAAACGGAGGAAACAUGCCCAAAUGGGUGCAGCUCGUCUUGCUGCAGUGGGUCGCGUGGUUCUUGCGUAUGAAGCGACCAGGAGAGAAUGACGACCCAGAGCGGCCCCCGUGUGCCCCCCAUCUGCGCCGCUGCUCCUCUGCCUCCCAGAGCGGCAGCAUCCCCAACCCCCCGGACCCCACCCUCCAUCCGCUGCACCCACAGAACCUGGCUCCUCUCCAGACAGGGCCGCUCCACGCGGGACACCCUCACCUCCAGUCCAGUGCAAACAACAACGGGAACCUUCUUUACAUGGGCUUCCAGAGCAUGGAGGACCCUUCAGUGCUCUCAGAGCCCCUCCAGAGGAAUAACAUCUCGGUGGGGCCGCCACGAGUAGCAGGAAGCCCACCUCCCCACCUGCAAUCUCAGUUCUGCAGCUCCCCACCACCUCCUACGCCUAAUAUCGAUACUGUAGGCUGUCCCAGCACCGUCUCCAGUGGUGGGGGCUUUGGAUGUGGACCAGCAGGACUUGGAGGGUGUUCGACUGCCGGGGUAGGAGACCCCCAGCUGCAGGCUAUCCUGGAGGAGGUGCGUUACAUGGCAGACCGUUUCCGGGAGCAAGACGAGGCCGAGUGCGUGGCUGACCAGUGGAAAUUUGCGGGCGCUGUAAUCGACCGUCUUUGUCUGGUGGCGUUCAGCGUCUUCAACAUCAUAUGCACCAUUUCAAUCCUCAUGUCUGCUCCAAACUUUGCUAUUGCUAUUUCAAAGGACUUUGUUUGAGAGCAAAGAGGAAAGUGUGAAGGACUGGAAGAGGGGAAUUAAAUACAAGAUGACGGAUGGAGUGGAACAGGAAACACAAUUUCCAGCGGUCUGUAGGCUUGGUGAUAUGUGAUUGCGAGGAACUGGGAAAUAGGAAAAAAAAAAGGUUUUCUUUGCAAUUCAUUCUGUUUUGGAACUAGAAUCUAAGAAGAAAACUGAUGAGGAGGGAGAUACAGAGUGAAGUUAAAAUAAGAUUAGGUCGAGCAGGGUGCUUUAUCAGGUUCUUGCCAAGGUGAAAUGGAUGUUGGUUAAUUCAAAGACUUUCCCCUUAGAAUUAAGGGAAAGACGGAUCAGGAGAGGAAAAAUGAGAGAAGAUAAAAGUGUGCAAACUCAAGUGGCACCAGCUCUUAAAGCAAGGAUGAGAUAAAGAGAGGAAGAGAGCAGAAGAGACAAGGCAGAUAGAUAAGGACAGAUAAAUAAGACAGUCAUUUGGCUGUUUUAUUUUCCAAAGGAGGGGAGGCAGCCCUUCACUCCCACACAUCGAGAGCAUCGUUUAAAGUGACGUGAGGAGGAGAGGAUGCCGGGGAGAGCGAAAGAGACUUUUACAAGGACAAACAACAAAGAGCAGUCGUGAAGGAAUGAGACUUCCUCCCUCGUGUCAUUGGCAGAUUCGGGCGGAGUAAGCAGCUUGAUGCUCAGAUGCACAAAAAGUGGAGCGGAGAUCAAGAUCACGAGCGCCGCAGCAGAGGAGCUUAUCUAUUAUUCAAUCACAUCUAUCUAAUGACCGUCAAAUUGAAAGACCUCGGAUAAUCUUUAAGACUAAUAGGCUUUUAAAAGAUGAAGUCCCCUUUUCCAUUCGCAAACCACUUUCACUAAUUUCCAAGGCCUUAUCUCUUUGAAGCGAUUGCCAAUCUGCAACAAUCAGCGGACAUCAAAAGCUCCACAGCGGCGGGCCCACCUUGAAGCGCUCACCAUGACUGGGGAAACUGAAUUAACAGGUCACCAACAAGGCGGUGGCCAGUGGCUGCAUCCCAGUGGAGGUUUUGACCCAACAAGAAGUUACCAAAGUGUGUCUGACGGGCCUACCGGAUCAAACAAUCUAAAAUAUCACAGAUUUAUUGGCUGAAAUGAAAUGGGAAGUUUCAGGUAAAAAUAUCAAGAGGCACAAAUAGGGUGAAGAUCAUUCAAAAAUCCUGAAAUGAAAAGGGGGGCAAGUAACAUCCCAUCAAAUUACUGUAAAAUCCAUAAGGGGGUUUACAGCUUCAGCAGUUUCCAACAGUGUGUGUAGCACAUUGCCCCGAGCAGAUUUGCUCCCCAAUAAAAAGGUAAUUUUUAAAAAAAAUGGGCCACAACGAUAAAGUUACAAAAAGCCAAAGUCACUUCCAAAAACACAGCUGUAGUUUUAUUCAUUGGUUGGGGACUAUUUUCCACUGUGGAUUAACACACAUUAGGUACUGUAGUUAGUAUUCACUAUACGACAACAAGAAAACUAUCGCAGCCUUAUCCAUUGACUUUUGCGUUGACACCACAAUCCAGGGUGGACACUUUUUCACCCAGUGGCUAUGAACAUGUGUUCUCUCACUGUGAACUGCUACACCGAGUGUAGGGAAAAUUGUACAAAUCCCUCAUCUCUUCACCUUCUUUCAUCUUCUGUCACCUCUCGCUUCCUUGUCUCCCUAGCAGGUGGAAAAAUCAACUUCCUGUCGGGGGAGGGUGUGCAGGAGGAUGUUCUCCUUCCAGCACACACCGACACCGGCACCCUCACAUCCCUUGAGAACAUUUCUCAUCCUGAAAAUAAAGUAUUUGUCCCUGA
Molecule: messenger RNA, 3845 nt
Organism: Scophthalmus maximus (turbot)
Lineage: Eukaryota; Metazoa; Chordata; Actinopteri; Pleuronectiformes; Scophthalmidae
Gene: chrna11
Product: cholinergic receptor, nicotinic, alpha 11
Exons: 9
Coding region: 95-2053 (652 amino acids)
Biological process (GO): chemical synaptic transmission; regulation of membrane potential; monoatomic ion transmembrane transport
Cellular component (GO): neuron projection; synapse; postsynaptic membrane
Molecular function (GO): acetylcholine-gated monoatomic cation-selective channel activity; transmembrane signaling receptor activity
Source: RefSeq, a predicted model, not a curated record